Sphenostylis stenocarpa is the source of this 1266-nucleotide messenger RNA. The record is from the annotation of a GenBank genome assembly. NCBI's taxonomy places the organism in Eukaryota, Viridiplantae, Streptophyta, Magnoliopsida, Fabales, Fabaceae.
AUGGCAAUCACCACCACUCUUUCCUUUUCCUUCUCCUUCUCCACACCCUUUCGUAGCUUCCAAUUCCAAACUCCACCAUCAUCGCACCCCACAAGACUCUCUAUCUCAUGCCACUCUUCAUCACCACCCUCCAGCGACCCUCUCCGCGUGGCCUUCGCCGGCGGCGGAACCGGCAGCAACGUCUACCCAGCGGUGUCCAUUGCGGAGGAACUCAAAGCCCUGAACCCCGCGUGUCAGUUUCUCUUCCUUGGAGCCCCCAACAGCGUGGAAAGUGCCGCAAUCUCCUCCGCAGGCUACGACUUCGCCUCUGUCCCCUCACCACCCGACACCAACCCUCUCUUCUUCCCUCACCGUUUCUUCAACUCUCUCCUCCAAUGCCUCUUCCACCUCCGAAACUUCCAACCCCACGUUCUUGUCGGCACGGGCGGCUACAUCUCUUUCCCCGCCUGCCUCGCCGCCAAGCUCCGAGGCACCAACUUUGUCAUCCACGAACCCAACUCCGUCCCCGGCUUCUCCAACACCCUUCUCUCCUCCUUUGCCGACGCCAUCUUCGUUGCUUUCAACUCCACCCUCGACAACUUUCCCAGAAACAAGUGUUUCGUGUGUGGCAACCCCGUGAGGUUGUCUAUUAGGAACCUUGUCUCCAAGGAAACCGCCAUGUGUCGUUUUUUUCCGGGUUCGAAUUGUGGGGACAGGGUUUUGUUGGUUCUUGCUGGCUCCUAUGGCGCCAAUGCUGUUAACAUUGCGAUGCUGAAUUUGUACUAUCAGAUGCUGAGACGGGAUAGUGGCUUGCAUGUUAUAUGGCAGACUGGGGUUGAAGCCUUUGAUGAAAUGGAUAGCCUUGUCAAGAGUCAUCCACGCUUGUAUAUGACACCGUUCAUGCAUUGCAUGGAUUUGGCAUAUGCAGCGGCAGACUUGAUUGUUUCUAGAGCAGGUGCAAUGACUUGCUAUGAGAUAUUGGCAACUGGGAAACCAUCAAUCCUGAUACCUUCGCCAAAUUUCUCUGAGGGGAAUCAGUUCAGAAAUGCAUCCUUGAUGGCAGACUUAGCUGGUGUGACUGUAAUAACUGAGGAUGAGCUAGACUCAAGUACACUAGCCAUUGCAAUUGAAAAGAUUUUAAGGGACCAGAAGAAGAUGGAAGAUAUGUCUGAGAGGGCUCUGAAAGCUGCAAACCCCAAUGCCUCAGCUGAGAUUGCAAAACACAUUCUCUCUCUUGUGAAUGAAUCUACCAAAAAGAAAAGAGAUGGCCACAAAGUAGAAUCGUAG